Molecule: messenger RNA, 1281 nt
Organism: Lactuca virosa
Lineage: Eukaryota; Viridiplantae; Streptophyta; Magnoliopsida; Asterales; Asteraceae
Source: the annotation of a GenBank genome assembly
CAUAAGAGUUCCAUUUGCUAUUUGCUAAGCUUACUACUUGUCUACAUUCAUCUGUGUGAAAGGCUAUAGUAAUCGAAGAUGCAUCUAAGGGUUGUACUUUGCUUCUUCUCCUUGCUUAUCGCCGGAUUAGCCACCACCGGCGCAGCACGUACAACCUUUGGCAGCACAAGUGACCGGAGGAGGAGCCUUUUGGAUAAUGGACUUGGCCGGACUCCCCAAAUGGGGUGGAAUAGUUGGAAUCACUUUGCUUGUAACAUCGAAGAAAAGUUAAUCAGGGAAACAGCGGAUGCAAUGGUGUCAACUGGACUUGCUGCUGCAGGAUACCAAUAUGUUAAUAUAGAUGACUGUUGGGCUGAACUCAAUAGAGAUUCAAAGGGGAAUUUCGUUCCUAAAAGAGAUACAUUUCCAUCUGGAAUCAAAGCUUUAGCUGAUUAUGUUCAUAGCAAAGGAUUAAAGCUUGGAAUUUACUCUGAUGCCGGAUCUCUAACAUGCAGCAAGCAAAUGCCUGGAUCAUUAGGCCACGAAGAACAGGAUGCGAAAACCUUCGCCUCAUGGGGUAUCGAUUACUUAAAAUAUGAUAACUGUAACAAUCAAGAUAUAAGCCCCAAAGAAAGGUAUCCAGUAAUGACAAAAGCUUUGCAGAAUUCAGGAAGGCCCAUUUUUUAUUCUCUAUGUGAAUGGGGCCAAGAGGAUCCUGCAACAUGGGCACAUGGAGUUGGCAAUAGCUGGAGGACGACCGGAGAUAUUUCUGAUAGUUGGGAUAGCAUGACUAGUCGGGCAGACCAAAAUGACAAAUGGGCAGCUUAUGCAAAAUCGGGCGGAUGGAACGAUCCUGACAUGUUGGAAGUUGGUAAUGGAGGAAUGACAACAGAGGAAUAUCGUUCACAUUUUAGCAUUUGGGCACUAGCAAAAGCACCUCUACUUGUUGGUUGUGACAUACGAUCUAUGAGCAAAGAAACAUAUGAAAUUCUUAGCAAUAAAGAAGUCAUUGCUGUGAAUCAAGAUCCACUUGGAGUUCAAGGGAAAAAGGUAAAGAAGGACGGCGAUUUGGAGGUGUGGGCUGGCCCACUUGCACAUAACAAAGUAGUUGUAAUUCUAUGGAAUAGAGGAGGGUCAACAAGGGAAAUUACUGCUUAUUGGUCAGAUAUUGGGCUCAAAUCAUCGACAGUUGUAAAGGCUCGUGACUUGUGGGCUCAUUCGACAAGAAAAUCAGUGAAGGAACAUAUCUCAGCAAGAGUAGAAUCCCAUGCUUGUAGAAUGUACGUUCUUACUCCACAAUAA